Molecule: messenger RNA, 3810 nt
Organism: Leishmania mexicana MHOM/GT/2001/U1103
Lineage: Eukaryota; Euglenozoa; Kinetoplastea; Trypanosomatida; Trypanosomatidae
Exons: 1
Coding region: 1-3810 (1269 amino acids)
Source: RefSeq, a predicted model, not a curated record
AUGAACACCUCUAAGACAUCGCCGCGCCACCGCGGUCGAGAUGGCAAGUCGAACGACAAGUCUGGUGGUACGGCUGCCGGGGGGUCCACGCCGCCUACGCAUUUCGGUGCCGCCACUGCUGCGAGAGGUGGCGGCGGCAUUGGCUUCUCAUACCAUCCAACUCAUAAUCUGCAGUUUCUCAAGGAGCUCCUGCGGCCGUCUGCGGCCAGUCGCAUCGCCGCCGUGGCGCGCAUCGUCCAUAUGGAUGACGACCAUAGUGCUGCGGCCGGUGCCGCUUGUGGCCCAUUACCGUCGUACGCCAGCGCGCUCAGCUGGUCCGGCGCCGCCGCGUCGUCGCUGUCCCCUCCGCCGCCUCCGUCGUACGGGUCCGCCAUGCCGCCCAACCAGCCGAUGGGCAAGAGCCCGGCACCACCGCCGUUUGCAGAGGCCAACAGUGCCACCCCCCUGAGCACCAACAGUUUGGCUCACAGGCAUCUGGAUGUCAACGCCCUCGCCUCCGCGGCGACGUCCGUCCCACCCCUGCCACUUGUGCUAGAGUGCGCGACGCAGCUGAGCGCUAUGUUGGCCCAGUGGCGCGUGAGCAACGAGGGCGAGCGAAGCCGUCCGCCACCGCAACCUUUCGCCCCAACACCCAAGUCCUCGCACAGCCCACCCGCUGGGCAGGGCAACCAAGGUGGUGCCGUGUUCUCCACGGCAGCUGUGUGCAGCGCUGCGGAUGCAGGGCGGCCGCUAAAGCCGAGCCCACAGCCAGGCGGCGGUAGUAGUGCCACAGCGCCGCCACCGGCCCGUCCUUCGGCGCAGCGCAUACUGGAUAUGAUGAACUUGAUUCUAUGGUACUGCCUCUCCACUGCCGAGGAUGCGCAGCUGGCGACGGGUGGCCGCUCACGCGGGACGAGCGGUAUGGCGACUCCAGCACACCCCGGUGCCACUACCGCCACUGGAGCUGGAGGGGUCUCCCAUCAGGCUCUGGGCGGCAGCAGCAGUCCGUUUGGCCUUCGUGGCGGUCGUGGCGGACGGUCGGGCAGCGUCUCGGUUGCUGGUGGGCGGCCAGGCCCCGCUGGACGAAGCGGCAGCUGCAGUGCGGACCCUUUGGCUGCGCAGGACUGGUUGGACGGCCGCAUGUCUUCCGCGCUGUCGACCGCCGGAGCACCGACCGUCACCAUUUCGGAUGACCAGUUGGCAGAACGACUUUUCCGCCCUGCUGUGGAUGCCGUUGUGCUUCUGCAGGGGCCACGCAGCCAACCGCUGCCUCCAUCAUCGUCGCCAUCGUCGUCGUCGUCACGCUCUCAUGCCGCAGACACGGCGAGCCACACUGAGAAGAGCAGCGCCGUCGCCGUUGCUUCGGAUACAAGAAGUGGCCCAUCACCACAACCUGCUGAGGACGCCACUGACAACGACGCCGCCGCAGCGGUGGAGCUGCAGACGAUGGCGCUGUGGACUCUGGCCGCUGUCCUCGUGCGCUUUACCGACUCCCCGUUCAACGCCACCGUCUUCCUCCCUGUGCUGUUCCCGCAGGUGGACGUGCGCAGCCUGGCUGGCGCAGCGGUGCGCCACCCUCUCCUGCAGCCUCUCCUCCGCGGGGACCCGCGCAACAUCUCGCUUCGAUGCGGUGCGGCAGCGGCGCUGACGGCGCUUCUGCACAAGCUUCGCUCUACGUUGCAAUACGCCGAGGAGCCGCAGAAGGGCCGCCAAGCGGCCUUCCUCUCCCUUGCUGCCCAGUGUGGCACGAUCCUGGCCUCGCUUCACGAGAGCCUGUGCUGGGGGCUGCUGCAGUCACAGCAACAGCAGCCACAGAACGCCGGUGACGGCACUGUGACAGCGACCCCGUCGUCGGCUGCUGCCGUGCCGCUUCUCAACACAUACGCGACGGUUGUGUCGGUCACACCGUACCACCGCUGCCCUCGCUCACGCGAGGUCGCCCUGGGAACGCUGCAGCUCCCCGUGAUGCACUUCUUCCUGGCCCACGACGAGGCUGGCGCGUUCGUGCCCGCAACUGUGCUCGUGUCCAACAUCUUGAAGAGCGACACGAUGCGCGUGGCGGCGGCGCAGCUGCCCGUGACGGCUGAGGCGCAGACUGGGAAGCAGGGUCGCAGUGAGGGCUAUGAAACCGCAGCCACGGGAGGCGACCGUGCUGCUGUUGCUGCGAGCUUCCUUCAGGCGAUGCUGAGCCACGCCGACACCCGAGUCGAGGUGUGGCGCUGCAUGGUGCCCCUCUCUCGGCUCUAUCCGCGUCUGGUGAGCAACGAGUUUGAGGCGUUAAUGGCCGCCUCGGUGAAGAUGGCGUCGGCGCUGACGGCGUGGGAGGCCGCGGAGGCGAGCGGCUCAGCUGUCGUGGAGCGUGAGGACAUCCUUACUUCGCAGGGGCAGCUCUCUCCCGCGCCGUCCGCGUCCGCUACGCUGUCGCGCCCCACGCCGUCUGUUGCCGAGGGUGGUGGCAGCAACGCCGAGGAGCGGAGCGUACCGCCGCCGAUGUACGAGGAGGGAGAAGGCCCCGAUCCGGAUGCUGGUGCUGCGCCACCGUCGCCGCAGCGUAGCCAAGCGCCAACAGUCUCACUCGACGCUUUUAUGGAGUGCCUGCGCACGUGGCUGCAUUACAUGGGCUACGUCUGGAAGGCGUUCGACGACAACGCCAGCGACCCAGCGCAGCGGCCGGAGGGGCAGGUCGACCGAGCCACUGUGGAGCACAAGCAGCGCAUCCACGAGGAGUUGCUGCGUCCCGCGAUGCGGCUGCGUCGAUGCGGCGCGGACGUGCGUACCAUGACGCUUCGGUGCAUUGCACAGAUCGGCAACGAAUACAUGUCCACCGUGGCGGACCGCAGCUUGUGCGAGGAAUUCGUGGCGUACGUGCAGUCCUCAGCAGCGGACGCGCAGCCGCGUGUGCGCGGGGAGGCCUUGACCACUUUGGGCGUGUGGCUCUGGCAAUACACCUCGAUGGACGACUUUGCCUGUGUUGCCAUCGACAGUGCCGUGCACUCACUUACGACGGAUCCGAACCCGGUAGUGCGCACCAAGGCGGCCUUCGCGCUCUCCAAUGUGACCGGGCGGCUGCCAGAGGGAUCUUGCGCAGUGGUGCGCAACUCGCCAGACUACAUCGCGACACUAUGCAGCACCGCCAUGCGCGCAGCUGUGAUCGACGCUGAGAGCGGCGUGCAGGGUCACGGCAUCCGCAUGAUGAACCACCUCCUCCAGGUGCUCACCUUCGAGGAACUGAUUAGCGAGGUGGAGGAGUUCGAGGAGGGCGUUGCAGAGGGCUUCCUGCGCGUGCUAUUGGAGUGCCUGCGCGCCAACAACACGCGUGGCGGCCACAAUAGUUACCAAGAAGGCGACGGAGUAGGCGAAAGUGGCGGUACCGGUGCGGCUUUUCGGCGCUAUGCCGUGCCACGCGAGGCGAAGCACCGCUGGAACGCGGCGUGCGCUCUUGGUAUGGGACUUUCCCGGGAGGAGGUAUUCGAGGCAGAGCCAAAGUACGCCGUAGAGGCUGUCGAGGCGCUCUGCACCGCCGUGGUGCGAGACCACAUCUUCAAGGUGCGCACCCAGGCUGCUGGGGCCCUCGCCCGCAUCCCGGGCCACUGCCUGAGCGGCACCUACACGGCGACGGACAUGACACCAACCGUUGUUGCCUCGCUGUGCAAGGCGCUGGAGACAGCGACGUCCACCGAGAACUUCCGACAGUACAAGGAGCAGGGCUCACUGCACGAUGCUCUGCGUUCUGCCCUGGCGGUUAUGAUGGCUUCCACCACCCCCAGCAACGAACUGGAGAAGGUGUUCACGAGUCACAUGAAGGUGCUGCAGAAGGAGGGGCUGUUGUAG